GUUUACUGGCGAUUAAAAAGGCAGAGAACGCUCUGUGACCCCGUUUUUGCUGUGGCUUGUUUGUCGAAAUCAGAGAAGAAGAUGAAGAAGAAGCCAAAGGCGCCACGCAAGCAAGCAUCGCUUUCGCUUCCAAAGCUGAGCUAAUUCGCGGUCACUUCUAAUCUCAUCGGACGCAUUCCGACAGUUGACACCGCCCUCAUCGCCGCACGAUGGACGACUGCUUUGACCGCCUAAUGUUCAAGAACAGGCCCGGCAUACAGACUGCGAGCAGCAUUUUUUUCACCGUGAACAGCAUUCUGGUGAUGGUGUUCCUCUUCAGCGUCCUGAUGGCCGAGGACGCCGCCGUUCAGCUCAAGCUCAGCUCGAUCGACAGCAAUCCUGCAGAGAUACAGUUCGCCGGUUCGCUGGUGGUGUCCUCAUUCUACAUCAGCAGCCUCAUGGAUUUAUACCUUAUCAUCGGCAUUGAAGAUAACUCGCGCGUCCCAAUGUUGGCAUACAUGUGGUGGUCUUCGUUCACAACCAUGGCACACGCCCUGGCUCUGAUCGCCAUCGCCAUCUGGAAGAGCAACAAGGAGAACGUGGCGCUAAUCGGACCAUUCGUCGGCACUGCUGGUUUAUUCGUUUUAUUGAAGGCCUACUUCACAAGAAAAGUGUACCGUUACAGCAUGCUGGUGCUGAACCCGGACUUCGUCGCUGCCGAAGUGGCCGAAAUGUCUGCCGCAGCUGCUGCCGCCGAGCGAUUAUCGCAGCCGCCGCCAACAUUCGCACCUCAUAGGGAUUCUGCCGAAUACGUGCAACUUAAUAAAUUUGGAUAACGUC
Molecule: messenger RNA, 819 nt
Organism: Rhipicephalus sanguineus (brown dog tick)
Lineage: Eukaryota; Metazoa; Arthropoda; Arachnida; Ixodida; Ixodidae
Exons: 7
Coding region: 210-815 (201 amino acids)
Source: RefSeq, a predicted model, not a curated record